This is a messenger RNA of Clunio marinus, 705 nucleotides long. NCBI's taxonomy places the organism in Eukaryota, Metazoa, Arthropoda, Insecta, Diptera, Chironomidae. The record is from the annotation of a GenBank genome assembly.
AUGUUGAAACUGUGCCACCACUCCCACUACAACACUUCUCCAUGUCUUAAAUUUGAAGUCUGCGAUCGUGUCAAUGAAACUGAUCAAGAAAUUCUUGACAUUGGCUUUUCGUUCGGGUGUGAGCAAAGCAUCAUCAUGAUGUCGUUACAUUUAUGGAGAAUUUCAAUUAUAGCAAUCACUUUGAUGAUUGAUUUUUCAUGCGAAAAGCAUCUCGGUUUUUACUUCUCAGACUUCAAUUUCACCUUCAAUCCUAAAUACAUGAAUAUUUCGGUUGAUAUGUCAAUUUAUAAGACGAACACAAAAAGGCAUCCAGUCUAUCUCGUGCCGGAAACAACAAUUGAGAUAUUCGAGGAUAUUCCAAAACUUCAUAUUGUUUUGAUUGCUAAAGAUUUGAAGACGGGGAAGAUUCUUGCUGAUCGAACGGUUGACUUUUGCGACAUCAGUAAACUGAUAAAUUCAAAUGCCGUCUUUCACUCAUUAAUGCAUCAUUUAUUGGACACUCUAAAAUUUGCUCUUAAAUGUCCAUUCAAACAAGGGAUUUACAAAGUGAAAGAACAUCACAUGCCCAAUUAUAUUGUCCCUGGGUUGAUGCAUUUACAUGAUAGAUACUUAAACAUACAGAAGAUUCGAACAAGAUUGGAUGAGCAUAUCACAACAAUCUUCGAGUCGUCUUAUGUGACUGAAGUUUGCGAGUUUGAUAACUGA